Messenger RNA from Lactuca virosa, 707 nucleotides. The record is from the annotation of a GenBank genome assembly. NCBI's taxonomy places the organism in Eukaryota, Viridiplantae, Streptophyta, Magnoliopsida, Asterales, Asteraceae.
AUUAUAUACAUACAUCUCUCCCCUCUUUCAUUUUCCAAUCUCAUACCCCUUCAUCUCUUAAACGAAAAUGGAUACCAGUUCCAAACUGGGUUUACACCCCAAAGAUGAAACAGAUCCCGUCUUCAUCACUCAACAGACAGACUCCAUGUUCAUCCUCAAAUCCCACCUUAAAGGGUAUGAUAGAAGCAACAUAAAGAUCGAGAUAAACGAGGAUGGGAGUAGAAUCACAAUAAGUGGUAAAAAUCCCGUUAGCCAAGAGGAAAUAAUAAAGGGAUUCCAGAAAACCUUCACAAUCCCCGAGGGAGUAGUUUUGGAUAAAGUCAAAGCCAGGUUUGACCAAGAUGAAUCAAGACUCAUCAUUCGAAUGCCAAAAUCAGUACAUGGGAUCGUGGGAAUCGGGAUUCAAGAAUUAGAAAAUCCAAUCCAAGAAAAUGAAAAUCAUGAAAUGAAAAAUGAAGAAACUUUGGGAUCGAAUGAUUUGACACAAGAGGAAGAAGUAAAACCUCGUGAAAAGAGCUCGAUUAUAUGUACUCCAGUCAUAGCUGGGUCAACGUUGUUUGUAUCAAUUAUUGUGGUUGUUUUGAGUUUGUUUCGAUCUAAAACCGGAUCAAGGGAAAAAAAGAAUUAACCCCAAAUUUAGUUUGAUAUUUUUGGUCAAAUAAAAUUCUUCAAGUUAAUAACAAAAGAAAAGAUACAAAUGAUAGGCA